Messenger RNA from Xyrichtys novacula (pearly razorfish), 375 nucleotides. Lineage: Eukaryota; Metazoa; Chordata; Actinopteri; Labriformes; Labridae. The record is from the annotation of a GenBank genome assembly.
AUGCCUGAACCAUCAAAACCAGUGCCCAGGAAGGGCUCAAAGAAAGCAGCUAGCAAAACAGCCAGCAAGUCAGGCAAGAGGAGAAGAAAGAACAGGAAGGAGAGCUAUGGCAUCUACAUCUACAAGGUCCUGAAACAGGUCCACCCUGACACCGGCAUUUCUUCCAAAGCCAUGAGCAUCAUGAACUCCUUUGUGAAAGACAUCUUUGAGCGCAUCGCAGGUGAGGCUUCUCGUCUGGCACAGUAUAACAAACGCUCAACCAUCAGCUCCAGGGAGAUCCAGACUGCUGUCCGCCUGCUACUGCCUGGAGAGCUGGCCAAGCAUGCUGUGUCUGAGGGAACCAAGGCUGUGACCAAAUACACUAGCUCCAAGUAA